AUGGCUUUCAAGAAAGCGAAGCAGCGAGUGUCAUACGUGCUUCCACUUGCGAACUCUCCUGGAGGACACCGGCUGGGCGUCAAUGGGUUAGCCGUGGAUAGCGAGAACUCUAUAUUAUAUUCCGGCGGCAGAGACGGCGCGAUAUGCGCCUGGGACCUCAACCUCGAUUUGAAAAGCUCAGCGACACCAGACGCCGAGAACCCCUUUGAAUCGCCGGAAGAUCCCCCUGAGGACGAGACGAAGAGAUCCCACGGUUCGUCCUUUCGAGCACAGACUCAGGCGCAUACACAUUGGGUCAAUGACAUUGUUUUGGCGCAGAACAAUGCUGCACUUGUAUCAGCCUCUUCUGAUUUGACCGUUCGAGUGUGGCGACCUCUUUCCAACGACUCUGAAGCGCCGCAGACGAUUGGGCAGCAUGCAGAUUAUGUCAAAUGCUUGGCCACCCCAAACUCACAGGCAGACUGGGUUGCUUCAGGGGGGUUGGACAGGAAGAUAUGUCUGUGGGACCUCAAUGGAGCCGGAAAGAAACUGGAGAUUGAAGUCGGAGACGAAGAGAAAAGCGAGAAGGGGUCGGUCUAUGCACUCAGUGCCAGCCGUAGCAUACUUGCAAGUGGUGGCCCCGAGUCAAUCGUCCGAUUGUGGGACCCAAGAUCUGGGAAGAGAGUGACGAAGUUCGUAGGGCAUACUGACAAUGUUCGGGACAUACUUAUAAAUGAGACUGGCGACACUAUCAUGACUGCGAGUUCGGAUCAAACGGUCAAGGUUUGGAGUGUCACAGCUGGCCGCUGUAUGCAUACCUUAACUAUGCACAAUGAUAGUGUAUGGUCACUUUACUCUGAAGAUCCGUCACUCGGAAUAUUCUAUAGUAGCGAUCGAGCUGGACUUGUCGUCAAGACGGACGUUAGAGGAACGCUUGGGGAGCUGGACGAUGGCCUUUCUCUUGCUGUUGCGCAAGAGAACGACGGCGUGGGCAAGGUGAUUGCCCAUGGGGAUUACAUAUGGACCGCAACGUCAAGCUCAUCUAUAAAUCGAUGGGCCAACGUAGACACCGGCUCAGAUAUUCAACUCCCGGAGGCAUAUAGACGGCAUCGAGCAUCAAGUGUGGCAUCACGGCCCAGGCAACUUUCAACUACAACUACGACCAACGGAGCGUCCAAGAAAGAAAUACCAGCGCAAUCUAUAUUGAGAAUUUCCAACACAGCAAGUUUUCCAUCCGCAAUGUCUCGGGAAACAGAUUCCGCAACAGCAAUAUCUGCAUUUGGCGCUGCAAGGAAGGGCUCCGAGGCCAUUGUUGACCCCGACAUCGGUGUUAUUGUUCCAAUCCAUGCGUUGCCGGAAGAGACCAUCGAGGGACAGCAUGGUCUAGUGAAGCACAAGCUACUGAAUGAUCGUAGAAGAGCCCUUACCCUCGACACGGCUGGGGAUGUAUUGCUAUGGGACUUGUUAGGGUGCAUUCCAAUCCAAUCAUUUGGAAAGCGACAUCUUGAGGAUGUAGAACCGGAGGUAAACACGAUGGAAGCAGUCGCACCGUGGUGCUCCAUAGACACACGCACUGGUCGACUAGCGGUGGUACUGGAAGAGUACAACUGUUUCGAUGCCGAGAUGUACGCGGACGAGCUCACACUCGAAGAGCCCGUCGACUUUCGUGAUGAUCAGCGAAUCAACCUUGGGAAAUGGGUGCUACGGCACAUAUUUUCAAAUCUCAUUGAUGAGCUGAUCAAGAGAGACGAAUUUUACAGGAAAAAACUCAACGACAACCUCAAAAAGCCGAUUCACAGACCUGGGGCACCUAGCUCAAUUCAAAUCCCGACGAACACUACCGGAUGGCAGGACACCACACCGAAUGCGACCCCAAGAGGCAAUGGCCAGUCUUACCCCAUGACUCCGGGAAUGGGUAUUGGAGUCGCUACGCCAGCCGUGUCUAGUCACUUACCCGGAGUUCCUGAAGAUGGAGCUCCUCUUGACAAAAGGGCCUCUCAGGCUAGCCGCUCUUCUGCAGACUACUUCUCAAGUACCCCUAUUGCAACAGAUCCCAAGACGGUAGCUACUCCUGGCGAGAAAAGCGAAGAUAACCAACCUAAAUCGCCUUCCGAUGCAGACAAAGAGACGAAUGGUAAAGACGUGAACACUUUGUUUGGAAAGAAAUUUCGAAUGGGCAUGUCCUUUGGAAGCAAGAAGUUGGGCCGUUCAGCAUCGACAAACACAGAGAAACCUGUCGUGGUUGACGAAAAAACCGAGGACGGCUCCGAAAGUUCGGAGAACGGCGAGAAAGAGAAAGAGGUCGAUGACAGCUUUUUUGGAGUUGUCCAGAAGAUCAGAAAUGAUUAUGAGAAGGCUCUUAUCGACAACCCCGAACAGCCCGUAGAGACCGGGAUUACACCUAGCCUUCCAAAUGAGACACCCGUAUUGAAACCUCCACCACUGACAACCGUUAUCAUUCAGGAGGAAACUUCCGGUGGAAGCGCAGACUUGUACCGUGGGACUGUUGCGACGGUCGGUGAAGAUGCAAGUAUCAUUGAGCAAAGGGCACCCAUGUGGUUAGGAGACCUUCUUCUUCGAAAUCGAAUACCAAUCAAGGAGCCGGUCAAGGUUUCUUUCAUCUUACAGCCUUGGCAGGACCAGCUACCUAGCAUUGCUGGCCCUGACGGCAAUUCCCGCCUCAAUGCCAACCGAAUGCUUCGCGUGAAGAAGAUCCUAGCCUAUGUUGCUGAGCGUAUUGAACCGGCUCCAGAGGUACCAGAUCCGAACGCAUUAAGUCCAGAGGAAUAUCUAGAACUCUACUGUUAUGACCAAAAACUUCCAAUAACAAUGAGUCUUGCGACCCUUCGGGCUCAUGUCUGGAAAGGGGGAGCAGACGUGAUGUUGUACUAUAAAAGCAAUGGCCGGAAAACUAUAUUGACUAAAGGCAAUGAAACCGUGGCAGCGGAUGCCACUGCUCAGACCGCCGAGGGUACAUCAUAA
This is a messenger RNA of Glarea lozoyensis ATCC 20868, 2961 nucleotides long. Its product is annotated as WD40 repeat-like protein. Gene Ontology annotation, biological process: protein deubiquitination; double-strand break repair via homologous recombination. Gene Ontology annotation, molecular function: ubiquitin binding. Lineage: Eukaryota; Fungi; Ascomycota; Leotiomycetes; Helotiales; Helotiaceae. The coding region runs from base 1 to 2961 and encodes 986 amino acids. The transcript has 6 exons. The record is from RefSeq and is a predicted model, not a curated record.